AGUGCAAUGUAGUGUAUACGUGCUCACUUGUAAUUUCAAUUAUCAUUUUUGCUAAGAGACUUGAAUCUCGGCUAGAAUCGUGGUCUUGUUCUAUGGGUGACAGUUUUGCCUUCGACAAGGACAGGCGAUGCUUUGGCGCUAAGUCCACCGUGUGCCUAUCAGAGAACUCCCUCAGUGCGUGGCCGACUCCAAAGGGAUCUCCGAUAGCGCUGAUUGGAGGAGACAAUGUGCACCAUCAGCUCACUAUUCCAAUAGUGGUGCCCCAUUUAGCAGAAGUGAUCGACGUGCAGAUUGUGUCGCCAAAGUUUGCGCUAGUUUCAGACGUAGUUGAGGCAGCUUGUUUUGCAAUCGGAAUCCAAGAGACCUGGUUUUUUGGUUUGACCGCGUCAGCCGAAGAUGGAACGGACAGCUUGUUGCCGAAAGAGAGAAAGUUCAUCGAUUUAGUCGGUAGCGGGAGAGAAACUUUGAAGCUAUCGACCCAUUUCUUCCCGGAAAAGAAUGGAGAAAUAAUUCAAACAUCGAGUAUAGACUUUGUUUAUAGUGACGUAACAAAACAAAUCACAACCGGCAGGAUCAAACUACCAGUCAAUCUUGUUCACGAUCUAGCUGCCUUGUCUCUUGCUGUUUUAUUUCCUUUCCGAGAUGGGCUGAAACAUCUCAAGUCUGUAAAACAGAAUGUGUUGCCGCAAGCGUACUCAGACGAUGAAAAUACUACCGCUAAGAUAGCCGAGUUGUACAAUGGUCUGCUCGGGAAAAGUUCGCUUGAGUUGAAACGGACAUACUUGUCUCGGGCAGAGAGUUUGGCAGCGUAUGGGAGAAGUUUCUUCAGUGUCAGCUCGAAGCAAGCUGAUAAACUGAAGUUGUCCGUGUGUUCCGCAGGCGUGGCCUUGUAUCGUCUAACAGGUGUCGGAAAUAUCUCAAGUGCGGUGGUUGAUCUAGCCUGGAGCAACAUAAAAUCCAUAUCUUAUAAGGAUUGUAAGCUGACACUGCUUCUGCAACCAGGAAUUGAAGGAGACCUUGUGUACCUGCUGCAGAAGUCGAAUCGACUAUCCAAUCGGAGUGCGUCCUCAAGUGGAAGCAAGAAAUCCAAGGUGCCGCGAGACUCUUCGGAGCCUCCGAUUCCGUGUGGCAAUAGCAGUAACCAACUGGUUGUUUGGGCGCCUAAAAGAUCGGACGUGAGGCAAAUUAUGUAUGUGUUUUCCGGUAACCACGAACUCUACUUGAGAUCGAGACGAUUGCAAUCAGUGGAACUGAAGGUGCUAAAACGCAUAGAAGAGCGAAAUGCGGCUUUGCUGCAGUCUGUUUUCGAGAGGUAUGGCGAAGCCAUGGAGCAGGUAGCCUCCUUGAAAAGUGACAUCCGACUGCUGAGCGAGGAAAAAGCAGAACUACAAAAGAGACAAGAAGUGUCUUUCGCUGCUCUACAGAGAGUACAAACAGCUGCUCAACUGAUAGAAGCUAAUUCUUCUGUUUGUAUCGAAGAGAACAAUCUGCUAAGAGCUAAAUGUGCAGAACUAGAAGCUAGAGUUCAGAUGAGAGAGCACGUUAGAAGUAGAUCUGCCGCUCCUGCACGAUCCUUCCAUAGUGAGCCGGCGGCUGCCAAUGCAGUCUUCCACACAGCAUAUAGUAACUUUCAAGCCCUGCAGAAUCAAUCAGCGGAGCAGAAUCAUCAUCAUCCUUUCUUGGCGGAUGAGAACCAAAACUUAUAUCUAGCUAACACAGAACGUGUACAAGCUGAGCAUUCUGCUAUCGGAAAUGAGUUUUCGAAGCGAAGUGUGUCGGAUCAAAAAGCUAAUGCUGGUCCUCUUGAUUCGAAUGCAGAAUAUUUUCAGCGAUUGGCUAAUCAGAAAAAAUCAGCCAGUGAACAGGAAUUGCGGCCAACAGUCUCCUUAGCCGCUGCUUUUGAGCCUCAAAAUAGCUUUAACCUCAACCGGCCUCCGCGUAGCGGCUUUGGAAGAAUUAUCGCCAAUGGAACGUCCGACAUUAUGGCUCAGAGCAGAGGACGCAGCUACAUGGUGCAAAUAAAUGAUCACCCCCAACACAGGUCUGACGCUGCACGAUUUUCACCUUGGGCACGGGUGCGAGGGGGAGGGAGCUACCAACAGCAGAGGAGUGAAAUGGGAGGGAACAAUGACAAUAGUCCACAGUCACUGGAUAGCAGCAUGGAAAUGGACGGUGGUACUAGAGGAGGAGUGGCCUCAUACCAGAACAUGUAUCCUUCAGGUAGCCAACUGUCAUCGUCACUUACGACAGCUGGACUGUCCACAAGCAUAGCUGCAGUUAGAGGUCACACAAGUUCAAGUGUGCGGCCUAUUCUUCCGGACCGCUUUGGUCACGUGCGACAGGUGGCACGUCGUGAUGGCUCCGCGUCCAUGAACAGGGUUGCAGGUAACUCGAGAAGAGUAGCCCAGGCAUGGAUUAACCACGGAAGUAAACGACUAUCUGGGUCGCUGGACAGAUUGAUUUCCAGAGAAGAUUCCUCUAUCCCCCACAAAUCAGACACGACGAACCGAAGUAACAGUGCAUAUAAUGUAUCCACUAGGGCUAACUUUGUGUCCUAAUUUUAAUUGUUACUAAUAUGCUGUUAAUUUGACUAGAUAGUAUCAUUAAUCACUUGCCAUAAAAGAACACACCGCCCUUCCGAUUAUUCUAUCGUUUUCUCUAAAGAAUAAAAAUAUUAAAAUAAUGAAUUAUAUUAAAAUAAUUUUACACAGAGAU
Symsagittifera roscoffensis is the source of this 2715-nucleotide messenger RNA. RefSeq lists its product as uncharacterized. The record is from RefSeq and is a predicted model, not a curated record. Bases 93 to 2558 code for a protein of 821 amino acids. Lineage: Eukaryota; Metazoa; Xenacoelomorpha; Acoela; Convolutidae. Gene Ontology annotation, cellular component: filopodium; cytoskeleton. Gene Ontology annotation, biological process: positive regulation of early endosome to late endosome transport; positive regulation of protein localization to early endosome; regulation of cell shape. Gene Ontology annotation, molecular function: cell adhesion molecule binding; actin binding. The transcript has 5 exons.